AUGAACAACCAACAAUUUCGACGACUGGUGCUGGACACUCCGGUCGGCAGCUCUAGAGAUCAAAGAACAUCAUCCACUGGAGCAGCAUCAGGGACAUCACUGGAGCAAGAUGCAGGACUUGGCGGCGCGACGCCACGCGCAUCAGCACUGGGAUCGAGGAUGCGGUCCAGCAUCCCAAUGACGCCUCGCUCGGUCACGCACAUCGAUUUCUCCCGCCAACUCGCCGAACAGCGUCGCGAGGCGCACCAACCGCCCUCGAAACGCUUCAAGUCGUCCGCCGCGCCCAAAGGCACGAAGUUGCCUACCGGAUACCAGGAUCGGGCGGCGCUCCUGCGCCAGGUGCAGGACGAAGGGGAAACGGAUAUCGAGAAACGGAUACAGGCGUUGGAGGAGAUGGUGAAGUUGGGACAGAUAGAUCGGGCGACGUUUGAGAAGCUGCGGGUGGACCUUGGUGUGGGCGGUGAUCUACAGAGUACGCAUAUGGUCAAGGGGUUAGAUUGGGAGCUUCUAAAACGGGUCAAGGCUGGGGAGGAUGUGACGAAGACGCCAGAGAAGGCGCCCUCGCCAGCUGAAGAGGCGGAGGAGAGCGGUACAGUGGAUGUGGACGAGGAGUUUGAUCGGGUGCUGGAGAAGGGAGGCCAGGCAGUGCUGCCUUCCGCGCCACAGGAGAAGAAGGAGAAGAAGGGGACAAUGGCACCUCCGCCUGCGCCGGUGCCUGCGCAGACGAAGUCGAGGGACGAGAUUCUGCGUGAGUGGAAGGCUAACAGGGCAGCGGCGGCUGCUGCUGCUGCUGCAUCGUCGCAGCCUGCUGAGCCGGCAUUGGGUGACAAAUUCAAGAGAAUCGGUGAUACCAAGGUUGAGAAGAAGCGGUUUAUUGAGCAGGAUGAGACCGGGCGACGGAGAGAAGUGCUUCUAAUUACGGAUGCUGAAGGCAAGACGAAGAGGAAAGUUCGAUGGCUCGAUAAAUCGGGUGAGUCGGUAGUAGAAAACGGCCUACUGAUGCCUGAUAAAGACGCGAAGCCGCUUGGGAUGGAAGUCCCAGCCGAGAUUGCAGCCAAGGCAGCAGUUACUCUUCCUAAGGAGGAUGAUGAUGAUGAUAUUUUUGCAGGCGUUGGGGCCGACUACAAUCCCCUAGGCGACGACGAAGACGACGAUGCCUCGUCAUCGGAUGAGGAAGCAGCGCAGGCUCAGGCUAUAGAGAAGGCACCCAUCCGGAAGGACGAAAAGCCAAUGGUGGAACCAUCCCGACCUCGCAAUUACUUUUCGACUUCCACCACGGAUGAACCAGAAGAGGCUGAUCGCCGUGUAAAUCCCCUAACCAAGGAUCCCACUCUACUUGCAGCGUUGAAGAGAGCUGCUGCCUUGCGACAAGCAUCACCCUCGGCCGAGGCAGCUGCAGGAGAAGGAGAGGAAGACGUUGAUGCGGAGACAGUUCAACGACGCAAGAAGUUCAUUGAGGAAGCUCGACGGCAGGAAGCGCUGGACGCUAUGGAUAUGGAUUACGGAUUCGGGGGCAGUCGCAUCGAGGACGAGGAGGAUGACGAGGACGUGAUUUUCGAAGACGAGAAAAGCAAGAAGAGAAAGCGUGGUCCCAAGAAGAAGAAGGGCGAUAAGAAUAGCGCAACUGAUGUUCUGCGUGUGCUGGAAGGACGAAAGAAGGACUGA
Messenger RNA from Aspergillus clavatus NRRL 1, 1665 nucleotides. RefSeq lists its product as uncharacterized. Gene Ontology annotation, cellular component: nucleus. The record is from RefSeq and is a predicted model, not a curated record. The transcript is spliced from 2 exons. Gene Ontology annotation, biological process: mRNA splicing, via spliceosome. The coding region runs from base 1 to 1665 and encodes 554 amino acids. NCBI's taxonomy places the organism in Eukaryota, Fungi, Ascomycota, Eurotiomycetes, Eurotiales, Aspergillaceae.